Messenger RNA from Planococcus citri (citrus mealybug), 2224 nucleotides. RefSeq names its product protein TAPT1 homolog. NCBI's taxonomy places the organism in Eukaryota, Metazoa, Arthropoda, Insecta, Hemiptera, Pseudococcidae. The record is from RefSeq and is a predicted model, not a curated record. Bases 285 to 1973 code for a protein of 562 amino acids. The transcript is spliced from 12 exons. Gene Ontology annotation, cellular component: endoplasmic reticulum membrane; ciliary basal body. Gene Ontology annotation, biological process: positive regulation of cilium assembly.
UUGAGAUUUGUAUUAUUGGCAACAUUGAAAUUCAAAAUGGAAACAAAAAUAAAAAAUUUUUCUUAUCACUGAAAAUAACGAGAAAAAAUUUCGAAUUUCGACUUGAAAUUAAAAUAUUGGCGAAUUGAAAUUAGAGUCAAAUCCGUAUGCAUUAAUCGACCACUGAAUCGAAAUAUUUCAUCUAGAUGUGUCAUUCCUGGCGGUUCGGUUACAUCAUCAAUUUGUUAAUGACAUAAUCGCCCAAGGAAUGCUCUAUUAAUACGCCUUCGUCAACGAAAUUCACGAUGGGAGGUGUUAAGAAAUCAUCAUUUUGGGAGUUCAUCGGCGCUGAACUGACCAGAAACUAUGUUCUGGAAUAUGACGAAGAACAGUAUUCGGCUGUUCGCAAGAAAGUUUAUCAGUUCAUGAAGAUCCCAUGGGAAGUGGAGAAAUUCAUGUUUUAUGGCUUCCUUCAAUGUGCUGAUUCGUUUCUGUUUGUGUACACUUUUCUACCUUUAAGAUUUGUAUUAGCUGUGUACGGAUUUUUCUCGAGAUUAUUUUUCGCAGCUUUCGGAUAUCGGUCGAAAAAAUACCUCAAACCAGCUGAAAUAUGUGAUAUACUGAAAAUCACCAUUCUUGUGAUAUGUAGCGUUGUGAUGUCGUAUAUCGAUACUUCUAUCGUGUACCAUUUGAUUAAGAGUCAGUCAGUAAUCAAGUUAUAUAUUUUUUACAACUUAUUAGAAGUCGGUGAUAGACUUUUUUCAGCUUUUGGUCAAGAUAUUAUCGACGCUUUAUUUUGGACUGCUACAGAACCUCGCAACUCUAGAAUCGGCUUCUUAAGAGCGAUUUUUCAUUUUAUUUGCGCUAUUAUUUAUGUCUUUUUACACAGUUUGCUUGUACUUAUACAAGCUACUAUUCUUAAUGUAGCUUUUAAUUCUAGUAAUCGAGCUUUACUAGUCAUCAUGAUGUCGAAUAAUUUUGUAGAAAUCAAGGGGAGCGUGUUCAAGAAAUUCGAUAAGAAUAAUUUAUUCCAAGUAUCAUGCAGCGAUGUAAGAGAACGAUUCCAUUUACUCGUUUUAUUAUCCAUUGUUGUAUUAUUAACGAUGAAAGAGUACGCUUGGGCAGAAGAUACUUUCUGGUUUAUGAUGAUGGAUUGCAUGGUUGUGAUCGUAUGUGAAGUAUGCGUGGAUGGAAUUAAGCACGCGUUCAUUACGAAAUUCAACGAACUGCCACUCGACGUUUAUAAAGAUUACGUCUACAGUUUAGCUUACGAUAUUGCUCAAACGCAUCAAAAACACGCUUUUACAGAUCAUUCUGAUUUAGUUGCUCGACGAAUGGGUUUCAUUCCUUUACCUUUAGGGGUUGUAAUUCUGCACGUGUUGCGUUUAGUCGUCACUACUCGAGGAAUACCGGAGUACGUUUUGUUAGUUCUGGGUUAUUUUUGCCUAGUUUCGGCGAGAUUAUUGAAUAAUAUUCUGAUUUUGGGAAAAGCCUGCAACUACAUCGAGCAGCAUCAGAAAGAACGGGCUCCAAAUACAGCUCAGGAGCAUAACAGCAUAAUGAGACGAGCUUCCAGUACAGAUUCAGCUACAACGCCAACUCAUCCUAGUACACUUUCGCUGAAAAAACGUUCCAUUUCUAUCGAACUUUCCAACGCUUCUAAUCUGCCGAGUAAAACUGAUAACUGUCCUCAACUUCGUUCACCCGCCAUAUUCUCCAAUAGCAACGUAAACAUUAACGAAAUUUCGCUCAACGAAGAAGUUCUCAAGUCGUCACCUAUAGACGACAGCGUCGAUUCGCAGAAAUUAGAAAGUAUCGGUGAAAAUGAUCUCGAAUACGUUACUAGAAGCGAACCGAAUAUUCAGAGUGAAAUCCAUAAUGAUAAUGUCGAGAUGAUGAGCGAAACAUUGAGCACGUUGAGUCUAUCCGAUGAUAAUCUGGCGAAGAAAAGAGCCGAAUCUGAACCGUCGGUCUAUCAUUCGGUUCCAAAUUGAAAACGUGUCUAUGUCUAAAUUUUAUCAAAAUACUGAUGUAAAAUGUAUUUUUCGAGAGCGGAUAAUCGAUUCGAAGGUGAUUUUCUAGUCUAUCGUCUUAACGACAUUGUUCAUGUAGCCUAAAACGGCGAAUAAUCCAGCGUGAGUGUAUUAAAUGAGCUUAUGAUAAGUUUACGAAUCCUGUUUCUAUAUGAGUUUUUUUUGUUGGUUUAUUUAUUUAACGAAGUACAUAUUAAAAUUUUUGAAAGUGA